Cyphellophora europaea CBS 101466 is the source of this 1581-nucleotide messenger RNA. RefSeq names its product hydroxyethylthiazole kinase. Gene Ontology annotation, molecular function: thiamine-phosphate diphosphorylase activity; hydroxyethylthiazole kinase activity; magnesium ion binding. Bases 1 to 1581 code for a protein of 526 amino acids. Gene Ontology annotation, biological process: thiamine biosynthetic process. The transcript has a single exon. The record is from RefSeq and is a predicted model, not a curated record. Lineage: Eukaryota; Fungi; Ascomycota; Eurotiomycetes; Chaetothyriales; Cyphellophoraceae. Gene Ontology annotation, cellular component: cytoplasm.
AUGGCGUCUCAGUCGCACAAGAAACACCUCGACUUGACACUCUAUCUCGUCACUGAUUCAACGCCUGCCAUUCUCGGUGAUGCAGACCUAACAUGGGUCGUCGAAGAAGCCAUAAAGGGUGGUGUCUCCAUCGUCCAAUAUCGUGACAAGCAUGCCGACACCGGAGACAUGAUUGAGACGGCAGCGCGGUUACAUGCUGUUACCAAGCAGUACAAUGUACCACUCCUCAUCAAUGAUCGUGUUGACGUCUGCCUUGCGGUAGGCGCUGAGGGAGUCCAUGUAGGUCAGGAGGACAUGUCUUUGUCUCAGGUUCGCAGCCUUCUGGGUCCAGAUGCAAUCAUUGGGGUCACUGCGUCGUCUAUUGCAGAGGCCAGCAAGGCCAUUGACGGCGGUGCUGACUACCUGGGCGUGGGUACCAUGUUCGCGACGCCUACGAAGACGGAUACCAAGUCAAUUAUCGGCACUAAGGGCACUCAAGCUAUAUUACAGACCUGUUCGACCGGCACUAAGAAGUCUGUCCCCUGUGUUGCCAUUGGAAGCAUCAAUGCCUCCAAUGUUCAGCGAGUCCUGCAUCAGAGUGCGCACAAUGACAAUCAACUGAGCGGCGUGGCAGUGGUGAGUGCGAUCAUGGCAAGCCACGAUCCUCGCGCAGCGGCAAAGGAGCUCAAGGCCCUCGUAACGUCUGCACCGGAGAAAUACUAUGCAGCCGCUGCCCCAGGAUCUGACAUUGUCUCCGAUACAGCUCGUCUACUUUCCAAGCUACCUGCAAUCAUCGCUGCUCACGUGGACUCAUCUGUGCUUUGCCACAACAUGACCAAUACUGUUGUACAAAACUUUGCUGCCAAUGUUUGCUUGGCCACAGGCUCGUCGCCCAUCAUGUCCAUCAACGCACGAGAAGCUGUGGAUCUUGCGAAGCUUGGAGGCGCCCUGGUCAUCAACAUGGGUACGGUUACUCCUGAUACGAUCAACGCCUACUUGUCUGGCAUGAAGGCUUACAAUGCUGCUGGUAACCCUGUGUUGUUUGAUCCGGUGGGUGGAGGUGCGACGACCUUGAGGCGAGACACGAUCAAGACUUUACUCACCGGAGGCUUUUUCAGCGUUAUCAAAGGCAAUGAGGGUGAAAUUUCUGCAGUUGCCGGAACCUCAGACGUGCAGCAACGAGGUGUCGAUUCUGGGCCUUCGACUUCAACGGAGGAGACCAAAGUAGCCUUGGUGAAGGCGCUCGCCAGAAGGGAGAGAUGCAUCGUACUGAUGACAGGCGCUACCGACUAUCUAUCAGAUGGCGACAGAACACUUGCAAUCUCAAAUGGCAGUCAUUGGCUCGGCAGAAUAACGGGAAGUGGAUGCGCCCUCGGCAGCACCAUCGCAAGCUAUCUUGCUCUUCACCGGGAAGAUAAGUUCGUUGCAGCCGUGGCGGCUAUGCUUCACUAUGAGAUUGCAGCGGAGCGGGCUGCCACCCACUGCACGGGUCCAGGGACCUUCAUCCCAGCGUUUCUCGAUGAGCUUUACCUACUUGGUCAAGAAGUGAAGGAUGGAAGAUACCACUUAUCAGAGCAAAAUGCAAAGCUACGAUGGCUUUGA